Molecule: messenger RNA, 669 nt
Organism: Peronospora matthiolae
Lineage: Eukaryota; Oomycota; Peronosporomycetes; Peronosporales; Peronosporaceae
Source: the annotation of a GenBank genome assembly
AUGCCGCUCUUCAUCGCUCAGACGUUAGGCUGGCGAGACGGGGAUCGGCUGGCAAUUUCGUUGAAUGCCCCGUUGCCUCCGCCGCCCUGUCCAUUUCCAGCCGAAACACGACGUUUUUGGCCAACCUUCCAGUGGGCGGACAAUUCCUGGAUACGGGAUGGUACCGGAAACAAACUGACACAGCGCAAAUAUGACCGAAUUCGGUCAUGUGUGCUGGCCGACCUGGAAAUCGAGCGGACGGGACCUGGCGUGUACUCGUUUAGAGUCCCUUUGGCUCCAGGGGCGCCGGCUCAUCACUCGGAUCGGAAACUAAUGCGCUGGGCGCUCGCGAUUGUUUUCGGUAGCCCGACGUUACGCAUCGCUGAGAAAUGCGAGGUGCAGAGUGCAGUUACCCUCCGGCAGCAGCCGGAGCUCAGGGUGCCGUAUAGCUGGUUCGUGAUGGAUGCCGGGACAGUGCACGGGGUGUCGACCCUAUCAACGGGUCUCACACAGGGGACAAUAGUCCUGCAUCGGCAGCCAGACGGCUUCCACUGGACGAUAGCCGAGACGUCGGUAACCUACUCGGACGGCUGGUCGGAUAUAAAGGUCCUCCACCAAGCUCAACGGGACAAUGGCCUCGUCGUAGCGGCACAUCCCGCCAUCCACGGUUUCCCGUGGGUAGUUCCCUGA